Myripristis murdjan (pinecone soldierfish) is the source of this 2641-nucleotide messenger RNA. It is a transcript of the gene anos1, whose product is annotated as anosmin 1. Bases 46 to 2085 code for a protein of 679 amino acids. The transcript is spliced from 14 exons. Gene Ontology annotation, cellular component: cell surface; extracellular region. Gene Ontology annotation, biological process: neuron differentiation. The record is from RefSeq and is a predicted model, not a curated record. NCBI's taxonomy places the organism in Eukaryota, Metazoa, Chordata, Actinopteri, Holocentriformes, Holocentridae. Gene Ontology annotation, molecular function: peptidase inhibitor activity; protein binding.
GAGUCCACACGCAGUGUAGCCCAGUCCGAUCUGUGGAGGGAUUAAAUGCACAACCGUCGGACCAUGUUUUCCAGGAGCCUAAACGUGUGUGUGACCCUGUGUCUAUGGAUUAUAGCGCUAACAGCCCCGGGAAGUGUGUCUGCGAGGAAGCAGGACGACUCUUUCUUCACUGCCAGUAUUUACCGAGCAAGAUGCGCUUCGAGAUGCCUCAGCCUGCACAUCACUCGCAUCUCUGCUUUUUUCAAGCACUCCCAGAAUAAUGGAUCCUUGGUGUGGUGCCAGAAUCACAAGCAGUGCUCCAAGUGCCUGGAGCCCUGCAAGGAAUCCUGGGACCUGAAGGAAAAUCAGUGCCAGGAUUUAUGCGAGCCCCUCUUUCCCAAGAAGCACUACGAGUGUCUGACGAGCUGCGAGUUCCUCAAGUCGGUAGAGGGAGUGAAGCAGGGCGAAUGCCCCGCCCCAGAGAAGGCCAGUGGCUUUGCAGCAGCCUGUGUGGAGAGCUGUGAGGAGGAUGGAGAGUGUUCAGCUGUCAAAAAGUGCUGCUCCAAUGGCUGUGGCCACACCUGCCAGCUACCCAAGAAUCUCUAUAAAGGAGUCCCUCUGAAGCCCAGGAAGGAACUAGUGUUUUUGGAGCAGCCGUCAGGUCAGCUGGAAAUCCGCUGGUCCUCCAAGUUCAACAUCUCAGUGGAGCCUGUCCUCUAUGUGGUCCAGCGCCGCUGGAACUAUGGCAUCCAUCCCAGUGAGGAUGACGCCACUGAGUGGCAGACUGUGGCACAGACUGCAGAGGAGCGCGUCCAACUGGCUGACAUCAGAGCCAGCAGAUGGUACCAGUUCAGAGUGGCUGCAGUCAAUGUCCAUGGGACCCGCGGCUUCACAGCCCCCAGCAAACACUUCCGCUCCUCCAGAGAUCCAUCCGCCCCUCCGAGCGCAGCCAACCUACGUGUCACCAACAUGACGCUGGGUGACGAAGGCCUGGUGACAGUCCGUCUCAACUGGACGCUGCCAGAGGAGCCUGAUAUUCCCAUCCAUCACUACAAAGUGUUCUGGAGCUGGACAGUGCCUGGCAAAUCUAUGGUGCCGUCCAAGAAGAAGAGGAGAAAGACCACCAACGGGGCCCAGAGCUGGCUGGAUCUGGAGGGCCUCCAAGCAAACAGCACUUACACUGUGGAGCUGCAGGCUGUCACCUACUGGGGGCAAGUGCGUCUGAAGAGCUCCAAGGCUUCUCUCCAGUUCAGUACCACCCAGAAUAACGACUCAGUAAAAUCAGUGCUCAAGUCGAAGAAGGAGGAGAUAUCCCCUGUUAGUUCGACCUUGGCCAAACGCCCUUCUGGCCCUCUAGAGGUAGGCACACCCUUCUACCAGGACGGCCAGCUGCAGGUCCGUGUCUACUGGAAGAACCGGGGAGACCCCAUGGUGAGUCGCUACCAUGUCCAGUGGAUGCCAGAGUACUGCAGCCACAAUGAGACUCGGGGACCAGAGAAAUCAGUCACGCAGGAGAACUACAUCAACCUCCCAGGCCUGCUGUUCUCCUGCAAGUACAAAGUGACUGUUCACAUGCUCAAGUCCAAGAGACGUUCCAAGGACGAGAGCACCACCUUCCUCACCCCAUCCUGCGCUACCAUCCGGAGCAAGACUCACAAACACAUCCCCUGCCCAGGGGAGGGAGCUCCAGGGCUUCCGAAGGUGUUGGCCAAGCCGGAGAAUCUGACCGCUUCCUUCUCCAUCAAUGAGGGGAACAUCACUGGCAACUUCCUGUGGCGUGUGUCCAGGGUGGCUCCCCACCAGCGGAUCACAGGUUUCCAGGUCACCUGGGCUGAAGUCACCACCGAGAGCCGGCAAAAUAGCCUUCCCAACAGCAUCAUCUCCCAGUCCCAGAUCCUGCCUCCUGACCAUAACUUGCUUGUGGUUUCAAACCUGCGGCCAGCGACCUAUUACAGAUUGGAGGUGCAAGUCAUAACAACUGGAGGGGAGGGUCCUGCUACCGUCAAGACCUUCCAGACCCCAAGUGUCUUACCAGUAGUUCAACACCGACCUCGACUUCGGCAGCACCACUCUCAUCAUCAGAAGCCGUCAGUAGAGAGACACUGAGUCACCAGACCAGGCAAACCCAAUAGGGAGAAGUACCAGUGGCUCCCUGCUCCUGUGUAUCAGGGAAGGAAUGUGUGGAACCAAACAGAAACACAGCACACCAGACCAUGAACUGACCCCCCUGCUCACGAAACACGGGUCCUUCUUCUCCAGGCUCCACAACACAUACGUUUCCCUCUGAAUGCCUCCCUUGACUGACACCACCAGAUGGGCGCUGAUCUGUACAGUCACAUGUAUACUGUAGGCCUCAUUUUCCGCGCUGGUUAGUACGUAGUUCACCAGUUACACUAACAGUUCUGAAUUUCCAGGAAAAAAAAAAAAAAACAACAUACAGGCACCUUUUAAAUUGUUGUAGUCCAACAAUCAAUAUUCUACACAGCAACAGCAAACAAGCAGCUCCAGUUGGAUUUGAUCAGAGAAUACUUGCAAUUCCAGUUCGACUGAUUGAGACAUAAAAUUUAGGUUGUGGUUUAAGAAAAAAAAAAAAAAAACAUAGUGGCAACUUGAUUGAAGACACUUGAACAUGAAAGGAGGGAAAUGCCAUGCAAUUGUAAAA